This is a messenger RNA of Dracunculus medinensis (Guinea worm), 516 nucleotides long. The record is from the annotation of a GenBank genome assembly. Lineage: Eukaryota; Metazoa; Nematoda; Chromadorea; Rhabditida; Dracunculidae.
AUGCCGUCAUCAAUUAUUGAGAUCAUCAAUUAUGUAGUUGCUUUUGGCUUGAAUCGGAGAAGCGCACCAACAAUAGGAUCCAUUUAUAGCAAAGAUAACCCUGAACCAAACUACCAAUUACUUAAGGAUAUACAGGCACAAAGAAUACCAUCAUUCCCCUCAGCUCCUCAGAACUAUGACACUCAGGAAAUUAUUCUUUCUGACUACCAACAGCAACGAUCAGUUCAAACAAAUGCAUAUGGUAAAAGAUUGCCACCUCCACCAGUUUUUCAUAAUAGGGAAGCAUCUGUGCACAUGGUCCAAGUUAUGCCAAAAUUAGCAACUACACAACUUCAUCCAAACAAUCAGUCGAAUAGUUUGGAUCUCAACCAAUUCAAGUUUUAUCAACCAAGUAUUGCAUCGAUUGAUUCUUCAUAUUCAAAAAAUACUGUUGGUUUCCAGCCAAUCACCGGUGAUAUCCUGGAAUUGACAUCGACAGACGAUAGAGAAUAUGAUUCAGCGUUAAAUGUAUUAUAA